Molecule: messenger RNA, 260 nt
Organism: Ostrinia furnacalis (Asian corn borer)
Lineage: Eukaryota; Metazoa; Arthropoda; Insecta; Lepidoptera; Crambidae
Product: Golgi-associated PDZ and coiled-coil motif-containing protein-like
Exons: 3
Coding region: 24-260 (78 amino acids)
Biological process (GO): negative regulation of protein localization to cell surface
Cellular component (GO): trans-Golgi network transport vesicle; Golgi apparatus; membrane
Molecular function (GO): transmembrane transporter binding
Source: RefSeq, a predicted model, not a curated record
CACAACAACUUUUUAUUGUGAAAAUGGCGACUACCGGGGUUGGUUUUCGAUGGUUAGAUAUAUUAGAAAAGGAAUUCGAUAAAGCAUGUGUCGAACUCGAAACGUCUUUAACGGAUUUGGAGACGGAGGAGCCUGACAUAGUGUUCUCAGCCCGGCAGAAGAUAGCUACACUGAGCUCUUGCUUUGCACAACUCUCACACAAAUCACUGACUAUAUUUCAGAAUAGUGCCAAAUUGGAGGUUUUAGAAGUUAAAACGUAA